Messenger RNA from Panicum virgatum (switchgrass), 3796 nucleotides. Its product is annotated as glycine-rich RNA-binding protein RZ1C-like. The record is from RefSeq and is a predicted model, not a curated record. The coding region runs from base 2104 to 2943 and encodes 279 amino acids. The transcript has 2 exons. Gene Ontology annotation, molecular function: zinc ion binding; RNA binding. NCBI's taxonomy places the organism in Eukaryota, Viridiplantae, Streptophyta, Magnoliopsida, Poales, Poaceae.
GUAGUCCCCCGCCCGUAUCUGUUGGCGCCUCAUGCCCCGGCAAGUUUUGCUGGAUCUGUUAGUUUGGUGUAGUCCGCGGCGCGAUUUCGGGCGGUUUUAUGCUUCGACGAAGGGCCGGUGCGUGUGGUGGUGCAGGGUGGAAAGGUGGAUCUGUGGAUUGCUCUUGUGUGUGGUCCAACGGGAAUCUGCUUUGCGUAUGAAGUAUGUUUGUGUUUUCUAGUUUUUAUGCUUCUCGCGCAAAUAGGUGAAAGAAUAAUAAAUUUCUUUAGUUAGAGAUAACCAAAUCCUUUGGCUUCCAGAACCAAAUUAAAAUGAUGACUAUCGGGCCUUCGUGCUAUGACGGGCUAACGAUUUCAGUGUCAUAUACGCCACAAUAGGAAUGCAGAUACAUGCAUUUUAACUUCUCGAAGGAUCCUUCGUUAUUUUUCAAUGUUGAAUGCUUUCUCUUAGUAAUUUAACUCACUGCUCUUGUUUUGUCUAUCUUUCUUUGCAUCUGGGGUCUGUUCUCCCUUCUUUGAUUGCCGAGGCUGAAUGAGCUGGCAGAUAUUCAGAGCUGGAUUGCACAGUGAUACAUGUUGCUUUCCCAAGCUGAAAUGUGAUGAUGUUCGUUACAGUUAGAUGUCUGAAAUGAGCACUUCUAUCCCUGUUGACUAAGGGGGAACGGCCAUUGGUCCUACUUUUGCUAGUCUUCUGCUAUUCCUUAGUUCAGUUUGGUGGUCUAAUGAAAAAUGGGACAGUACUGCCAAUUAAUUGAAACAAUUGGAUGAGCAUACCUGCCCUACCCUGGUUCUUUAGUUUGUUGUCUGCAGUCCUUGUGAUUUUUGAAAUUCUACUCCUCCAGCACAAGAGCUGUGCACACCUGUGGAGAACAAGCAGCAGCAUGUCCAGGCCACAGGAGUGGCCCAUUGCUCUACUAUGAAAAGAUUAAAACAAAUUACAGCUGUAUCGGGUUGAACCGAGUUGAUUGGCUGAUAAGAAGCUACAGAAAUCAUUGAUUUGUUAUAAGUGGAUGGUUGUGCUUGUGCCCUAUGGCCAUGUUUUCAGUUGGGUUCAUUGGUAUGCUUGCAGACAGAGAUCAUGACCACAGUUGACUUGUUUUGUAAUCUAUAUGUCCUGACCGCAUAGUUCUUUACAUCUUGUUACCUUUCUCAGCAUUAUGUGAACUAGCGACAAGCUUGAUCUUUCCCCGUCCAAUAUUUUGUUAGAAGUAGAUAAAGUAUUUCUGCUAUGAUUUACAGCUGCAAGUCUUUAUGGACAUGCUUAGUUCAUUGCAUAGUUAAAAGUUCCAGCAAAAUUUGGUUUGUUAAAAGCUCCAGCAAAAUUUGGUUUUCUAUUAUUUAUUUAUUUAUUAAAACUCAAGCAUCUCCUUUCUUAAGGACACUUCGCUCCAAUGUUCCUUCUUGUGUAAUCCAUUUUUUUAUUAAUACUAUUGCUGCUUGCCUGCGUGACUCGGCAAAUGCUUCCAUUGAUGGAAGUAAAAAUUUGUUGAAAGUCCUGAUUUGCAUAUCGGUGCAUUGGACAGUAUUCAGCGAUCAUGUAUGGAUAUUUGAAAGACUACUGCUGGAGCAGAAAAUUGAUGCUAGCCUCACCAGUGCGGACCUUUGAUUCAUUGCCUCUGUGUGAUACUACUUUCAGCCACCUCCAUGCGUUGUAUUGCAGUAUUGGGAAGAAAACAGUUUAUUUUACAUACCAGCUAGCCAGCAGCUCAGAGUGUCACUGUUGUUUUCGUGGAAAUGGAAGUUCCUUGCCUCUCUAGGUUUUCAGCAUUGGUUUAGAUGACCUGGUAUGUAAACUAGAAGUAUAUAUGGCUAUGGCAUAUCUGCUAGAUUUCUUGACACCAGAAUGCUGAAAUUAUUGAGAGAAGUUAGUUCAUGUGGCUAGCUGUAAAAUCAGUGCCUGGUUGGAAAUAGUUCACUUUGCCAGAACAUGGUGCCAAGAGACUAUGACUUUGCUCCUUGUCCUGGUAAUGAUCCUUGCUGUUUUGGGAAUAGACUUUUUGAUCAAGAUAGUUACAGCUAGAUGCAUUUGUGUCAGGAUUACAAUUGUUCUUGAAUCACAGAGAUCCAGGAAUAACCUAAUCUCAGUGCUCUCUCUCCCAAGAUCAUGCUGGAGAGACACACUAACCGCCACAGGGGCUUUGGCUUUGUGACAUUCGAAGAUCGGCGGGCAGUUGACAGCGCUAUCAAAGAGAUGCAUGGCGCAGAUUUAGAUGGUCGGACCAUUUCAGUGAACAAGGCUGAGCCUAAGAUGAACACAGAUGACACAAGAUAUGACAAUGGUGGUGGACGAGGGGAGUAUCGUGGUGGUAGAGGUGAUGGUCCACCCCCUGGUAAUUGCUUCGAGUGUGGUCGUCCUGGACAUUGGGUUCGUGAUUGCCCUAGUGCUGGUGGUGGUCGUUCUGGCAGAUUCUCGUCUAAGUUUGGUGGUAGCAGUGGUGGUGGCAGGGGAGACCGUUUCUCUGGGUCAGAUAGGUUUGGUGAUCGCUACGUGGAUGAUCGUUAUGAUGGUGGUCGUUAUGGGUACCGUGAUCAAGUUGACACAAGAGACAGGUAUGCUGGGGGCCGUGAUCGUUAUGCCAAUGAUCGCUACCCCUCUGGUGGUGAUCACUUUGGUGCAGACAGGUAUGGAGGUGGUCCAGAUCGUUAUGCACCAAGUGGUUAUGGUAGGGAGCGAGAAAGAAGCUAUGAGAGGGAUGGAGUUCGUGGCGGCGGCGGUGGUGGCGGCUAUGAUAGGAGUGGCCCAAGGGGUGGUGGAAGCUAUGAUAGGGAUGGCCCAAGGGGUGGCAUGGGUGGCGGCUAUGACAGGGAUGGUCCACGUGGUGGUGUCGCUGAUCGUUACGGCGGUGGAGGACCUGCACGCUAUAAUGGAGGAAGUUACAGGGAGAGGCCUGGGCCUUAUGAUCGUCCCAGCAGGGGAGGAGGACGUUUUGAUGAUCGCUACUGAUGAACCGAUUGCAGACUCAAGCUAUUGAUGUUGCAGUUAAUGUUUGCAGUUUCGUUUACCUGAAUGCUUAAUGUACCCCUUGGCACUUUUAUGUCUAAUUCUGUACUUCAACCAGUACUGGCUGAUGUUGCCUUCUUUGAUAAGUUUAUCUGGCAGACUGUUUUUGCUUGUUGAGAUCAUAAAUCUUGCCCUGAGCUGUUACCUUGUGUGUCAGUUGUGCAUGUGGUGCAUCCUGCAGUUCAAGGGAGUUGAGGUUCUCAGUGAUUGUUUUCAUUGCUGACCUGAGUAUCUGGUAUGGAAGGAUUAUAUUUUCAGAGAUUGCUUGGCACUGUUGGUCUGAACAGCCGGUUUGCAUGGAUUGUAUGUUAAGUGAUGCUUACUUGUCACUGUUGUUCAUACAUGGUUGUUUGCAAGGAUAUAUUUGCAGUGGUCUCUUGUCAUUGUUAGUCUGAAACUCUGAAUAUCUGCAAUGCAAGGAUUACUGAACACCUGUCAACAGGAGUCUCUUGUCAUUGUUGGUCAGAAUAUAUGCAAGGUUUAUAAACGGGACGGUUGUCAAGUAUCCCUACGGUGGAAAUAGCUGAAAGCAAUGCAAAGUGCCAAAGUUUGCUGUUACUUUUGUUAUCAGUUCUGAAAACCGCUGUCUAGAAAAGCACCGAGCCAGGCCAUGUUGAGUGGGUAUCUUCUAUUUGCACAGGUAGAGCGGUGUUCUGUGAUGUCUCUGUAUAGCAAACCAAUAGGUAGCGUCGUUCCUUUGUUUCGUUUUCAUGUCAUGGUCUGCCCGUGAUGGCUUUUGUACAUAACCUUAAUAUCUGUAAAAUAUCAAUCCGAAGAUCUUGUAAAUCUGAGCAAA